Messenger RNA from Dendronephthya gigantea, 1798 nucleotides. RefSeq lists its product as uncharacterized. The coding region runs from base 8 to 1543 and encodes 511 amino acids. NCBI's taxonomy places the organism in Eukaryota, Metazoa, Cnidaria, Anthozoa, Malacalcyonacea, Nephtheidae. The record is from RefSeq and is a predicted model, not a curated record. The transcript has 8 exons.
UGGGAAAAUGAGGGACCUUUGUGAUGGUGCUGAUUUUGGAGUGGGCAAACAUCCACUUUUUUCCUUAAAUUAUAAGGCUAUCCAAUUAAUUUUAUAUUAUGAUGACUUCGAAGUUUCCAAUCCACUAGGAUCAAAAGCUGUUGUACAUAAAAUUGGUGCCUUCUAUUGGGUGUUAGGAAAUUUCCAUCCCAAGUAUAGAUCAUGCCUAAAAAAUUUGAAUCUUUUGAUUCUUUGUCCAGUCAAGUGGAUUAAGAUGUAUGGUAUGGAUAAAGUCCUCAGGCCAUUCAUGAGUGACCUUGCUAUGCUUGAAUCAGAGCAUGGCGUACAACUCAAUAUAGCAAAUCAAAUUAUUCCAAUUAAAGGAACAUUAAGUGUAGUAGUUGCAGAUAACCUUGGUAGCAAUUCAAUUGGAGGUUUCAUGGAGAGUUUCAGUGCAAAUCGGCCGUGUAGGUUCUGUCUGGGCACAUCGGUGGAAUUUCAAGAAAGGUUUUCUGAAGAAUUAUUCACAAUGAGAUCCCGAGAAAAUUAUGCUAGGCAGGUGGAUUUGGUUUCCACUGAUCCAGAAUCAGCUUCUGUAUAUGGUGUGAAAAAGAACUCAGCCCUAAAUGCUUCUAAAUAUUUUCAUGUUGUUGAUGGACUUCCUUCUGAUAUCAUGCAUGAUAUCUUAGAAGGUGUACUUCCUUUCCAAAUUAAAGUGAUGUUGAGAAAAUUCAUCAUGGUGGAUAAAUUUUUCACACUUGAUCAGUUCAACCAUGCGCUUUCAGCAUUCCCAUAUGGUGUUUGUGACAUCAAGAACAAACCAAGCUUGGUAAAGAAUGUCAAUCUUAGUGAUUACCAUUUACGCCAAUCAGCAUCACAAAUGUGGUGUCUUUCUAGAAUCCUGCCAUUUUUGGUUCACAAAUGGAUACCAGAAGGAAAUGAUGACUGGGAAUUGUUCACUGAUUUAAUGCAUAUUGUUGAUAUAUUGUUUGCCCCAGUGAUUGAGAAAGGUACUACACUCUAUCUUCGGCUCAUAAUCAGCGAGUAUCUGGAACAGUUUAAAAGGCUCUAUCCUGAAAGGAAACUUAUUCCAAAACAGCAUUUCAUGGUUCAUUACCCAAACCAAAUUCUAAGAUAUGGACCCCUUGUGCGCAACUGGUGCAUGCGCUUUGAGGCUAAGCAUCAUUAUUUUAAGCUUUUGGCGCAGACUGUAGGUUGCUUCAAGAAUAUAGCAAAGACAUUAGCUACCAGGCACCAACGGCUUCAGUGUUACUGGCUUAGUGACAGUGAUGGCUAUUUAAGGAGUGAUACUGAGGUUGGACCAGGUAAAGUUUUUUAUGUGAAGGAUCUGGAAGAGAAAGAAUGCACCUCACUGUGCCAGUUGGGCAACAAUUUGGAUCAGAAUUCAACUGUGACACUGUUGAAUUGGGUGAAAGUCAAUGGAUACAAGUAUAAAAAGAAUAUGAUCAUAAUCUAUCAGCAAUUAAUUUUUCCUGUGUUUCUUUUUAUACAUAAUGUUUUUUUAUGCCAAACAUGGAUGUUAUGUUUUCUUGCAAGAAAGUAAAUACAGUUGCUUUUAGCAGGCACAUUCAUUGCUAUGAGGUUGAAGUUUUGGAAGAAUUUGUGCCCUUAUUAUUUUCUGGGAUGCUAGAUCAUCAUCCUCUAGAUCUUUAUACCAUCGUUGUAAAUAGAGAAUCAAAACACUUUGUAAGAAUGAAGUACGACCUAUCUGAUGCUGAACAAUAGUAUACAUGUGUUAAAGAAAUUAUUAAACAUAAUAAAGAAAUUCAGUAAAUAAAUGAAUUGUCUGACUCAUGAU